AUGCCUGAUAAAAAGGACCAGGGCGCACCAGCACAAGACAUGUCCAGCAUUAUUGCCCAGCUGACCGCGCUGCUCGAGCAUCAGACAAACAUAACUCCAGCAGCCAGUUUCCGUUUGCAGCUCUCUGUGCCUACAUAUGACGGCCACACAGAUAAGAAAUCGGUGGCAGACUUCCUUCAGGAGAUGCAAGAUUACCGCGAUGCGGAAGCCAUUACGCAUGACGUUCUUCUUCAGCGCGUCUUGCCCGUCGCCCUGACUGGGUCCGCCGCCCGCUGGCGUCGUCGCCAGUCAUUCCAAAGUUGGGCGCACUUUGAGCAGCUACUGCGAGCAGAGUUCCUCCCCCCCGACUACGUUGUCCGCAUGAAAGACGAGCUUCGCGCCCGUAGUCAGGCGGAGGAGGAAAGCCUCCAAGAAUACAUACGGUCCCUUCAGGAGCUUUACGAGCGCGCAGACCCUUCAUCACCCGAAACGGAAAGAGUCACCCGGGCAAUCCGGCAAUCUCAUCCACGCUUCCAGGCUUUUCUAAGGGGCCGCACCUUCUCUUCGCUUGACGAUCUCGCUAAAGCGGCAUCCGAUAUUCAGGCGGCGAUGUUGGCAGAGCUAACUUACCAGCCUCCACCCCCGCCUCAAGCCUCCCCCGAGCCGUCUUGCGCGUGGUCGGGAAGCACCAGACGUGCGGUAUCGGCGAUAGCCGAUGACAGAGCCCGAAAUGAUCCCUGCUCCACGUCAGUCCAGUACCAACUGGCACCUUUCCGUAAGAGCUGGUGGAGAGGUCUUGCCAGGGAAGAGUUUGAACAGGCCCAGUCGGAAGACAGCACACUGCAACGAACCAAGGCCUACAUUGAAUCGUCCUGGCCUGCGCAAAAAUCUCUGCCGGGUGAGCUUCAACCUUUCCUCAAACUUCGCGAUGAACGAAGCGCCAACCGGAACUUCAGCUGUGGCUGCUGCGAAGCAGCCGCCUAUGGCACCAGUGAGCCGCUGUGA
Messenger RNA from Dermacentor andersoni, 984 nucleotides. RefSeq lists its product as uncharacterized. The record is from RefSeq and is a predicted model, not a curated record. Lineage: Eukaryota; Metazoa; Arthropoda; Arachnida; Ixodida; Ixodidae.